This is a messenger RNA of Miscanthus lutarioriparius, 789 nucleotides long. Lineage: Eukaryota; Viridiplantae; Streptophyta; Magnoliopsida; Poales; Poaceae. The record is from the annotation of a GenBank genome assembly.
AUGGUCCCCCGCGGCGACUUCUUCUUGACCCGCAUCCAGGUCCAAGGUCCUGGCCAGCACGUCCUCGAGGACUGCCGCCGCGGCCUCCUCCUCUUCUCCGACACGAAAACGCUCAGGGUCUUCAAUCCAAUGACUCACCGCGUGUCUUCUGUUGGCCAGCUGCCAAGACGCAGAGGCAGAGACGCGGACCACCGCGGCCGCACCCUGUGUUUGCUUCCGGACGGCGACGAUCCUGAUGCGUUCCGUGUGAUGUCGAUGCAGCACAGGAACGGCCACAAGCUGGCUCGAUUGGAGGUGUAUGAGCUGGAACAGCCAAGAUACCAGCCAGGAGCCACAUGGCCAAGAUUUACCGCGGACAGUAUUCACUUGCGAUGCACGCGGGCGACCGAAUCAUUUGAAAACGCCAAGACGAUGACAUUCUCCGACGUGCUUCUCCCUCCUGGCGUGACCCAUCAGUCAGCUUACUCCGUCGGCGAGACAGAGGAUGGCACCUGCUGCCUAGUUCAUGUCUUCCAAGACGGUGGCUGGCUCAUGCAAGUGUGGCGUUUCAAAUUAGGAGAUGAUCAUGACAGCAAUGGGGCUCAGAUGUGGGAGUUGGAGCGACAAGUGCCACUAACCUUAGGCGGCGACAGUGUGGAUCAGGUCCGUGCAAUUGUUGGUGGCAUUGUGCUGCUCUGCUUCAAUAGCUCGUCAUCUUAUCAACAUCACAUUGCGUUUCGGCUCAAGAGCUUGAAGGUGGAAGCAGAUUUUAUGUGCCGUGGACUGGCACGCCCCUUUGUGAUCGAGUAA